This is a messenger RNA of Selaginella moellendorffii, 1490 nucleotides long. Its product is annotated as 30S ribosomal protein S1 homolog A-like. Gene Ontology annotation, molecular function: RNA binding. The transcript is spliced from 8 exons. Gene Ontology annotation, biological process: RNA stabilization. NCBI's taxonomy places the organism in Eukaryota, Viridiplantae, Streptophyta, Lycopodiopsida, Selaginellales, Selaginellaceae. Bases 97 to 1419 code for a protein of 440 amino acids. The record is from RefSeq and is a predicted model, not a curated record.
AUUCAUCCAACAAGACUCUCUUCCUUCAUUCUUGUGAGUUUUAAAACAAAUAAAUAAAAGAUUCUCCCUCCUCUUUCCCUAGGGUUUUUGGAAGCGAUGGAGGUUUUGGCGAAGCAAGCGGUAUGGCGCCCAGGGUUUUGCGCGCCGUCAAGGAGUUCUAGGAUGAGCGCCCGGGCAAUGCAUGGCGAAAGCAGUGUCAGAUCGAUUCCGAGUCCACAGAAGCCGAUUCGAGCAGAGAUUAAGGUACCGGUUCCUCCAGUAGGCAAGAACAGCAGCGCUGGCGAGGAGAAGGAAGAUUUCGAGGAGAAGGCGCCGAUUCCAGCUCCUGUGGAGGAUAUUUCGGUGGAUUACUACGAGCCAAAGCUCGGGGAUGUUGUUGUGGGGAUGGUAGUGUCCGGGAACAGCAGCAAAUUGGAAGUGGACAUAGGAGCUCAAUCGCUGGGAAUGAUGUUUGCGCGGGAUCUUGUUCCUUUCGAGAGGUUCAAGCUGGAAGAUCGAAUGUGGAGGAUUGACGACGAUAAUUCUGAUGGUUAUUCGGAGAGAUUUGUUCCACCAACAAGUGGUCGGGCUUGUCUCGUGAAAGAUGACGAGGCAUUGGAUGCUUCCGCUGGUGGCGAUCUCAUGGUGGAGCCUGGGACGAUUGUGCAGCUUUUGAUAAUCGGGAAGACUUUGAGCGGCACAGCUUUGCUAUCUAUGCGGAACUUUUCUCGACCGAUCGCAUGGCAACGAGUGAGAGAUAUUCACAGCGCUGAAGAAAGUAUAGAAGUCCGGAUUGAAUCGUACAAUCUCGGUGGGCUGAUCUGUCGGAUUGAGGGGUUGACAGCUUUCCUUCCAAAAGAUAUGAUCCAGAACUCGCCUCGGGAUAUCACACAGCUGAAAGACUAUGUGGGAAGAACUUUGCUUGUGAUGAUUAUUGAGGUAGAGGAAGCAAAAGCGAGAAUACUUGUGAACGAACGCGCAGCAUGGGUACAACAGCUUGCACCCCCGGACUCACUAGUUGAAGGUGUUGUCAAGAAGGUUGAAGCUUAUGGAGUUGUUGUCAGCAUUGAUGAAACAGAUUUAAGCGCAUUGCUCCAUAUAUCGAACAUAUCCCAUCGAAGAAUUGCUCGCGUGGCCGACAUUUUUGCGGAAGGUGAUCGCAUCAAGGCAGUGGUACUGAGACCUCGAGUUCCGGACAAAGUCAUCUUAAGCACUUCACUCUUGGAGCGCGAGAAGGGAUCGAUUAUCGCAGACAAGGAGAAAGUGUUCAGAGAAGCUGACGACGCUUUCAAAGACUGGAGGAGGGACAAAUCGAAAUUUGUAGACGAUGUCCGGAGGUCCAAGACCGGCUCAUACGAAGAGACGCUGAAACAAGCACGGGAAGUGGAGACGAAGCAAAUCGCCAACUUGGACUGGUUGGAUUUUGAAGAAAACAAGUAACCAAACAGCCUGUACCCAUCCAUGUCUUAUAAACUGGAUGGGAAGUGCUUGGAACAGCCAAGAAGAAGAAA